AUGUGGGGAUCCCUGGGCCUCCUCCUGGUGUCAGCUCUCUUCCCUGUCAGGAGAGCGGCUGCCGAGCGCUGCCCACGGAUCUGCAUCUGCGAUAACAUAAAGCACCACGUCAUGUGUCUGAACAAGAACCUCACGGAGGUGCCCAUCACCAUCCCACAGGUCACCCAAAAACUGGAUCUCCGGGGCAACAACAUAAAAGUCAUCCCUGGAGGAGCUUUCCUCCCUAUCCCAUACCUCACCUACUUAAACCUGCAGCGAUGCAACGUGGAGAGUAUUGAGGAAGGGGCUUUCAGGGGACUAGGACGACUGAUCUACCUCAACCUGGCUUCCAACAAUAUAGCCUUCAUCUACCAGGAGUCCCUGGAUGGGCUGUCUUCUCUUCAGCAGCUCAUCCUGGAGAAGAACCGCAUAGAAGAGAUAAAGCCAGGGGCUUUCAGCCAACUGGGCUUCCUCAACUUCCUCAACCUUGGCGAGAACUUCCUGGUCUACCUGCCUGAUAUGGUCUUCCAGGGCCUGCAGCUGAUCAAGUGGCUCCGCCUGUCCCAUAAUGCACUUCAUGUCAUAGCCACGGAGGCCUUUGGUGGGUUGCCGACCCUGAGGAAGUUGAGCCUGGACCACAACGAACUGCAAUCCCUGCCCACAGAGGCCCUGUCGAGGCUGUCGGGUACCACACGGCUGGACCUGGGACACAACCCUGUCACCUACAUCGGCGAGGAGGCCAUUGAGAUGGCUUCACUGAAGCAGCUGUUCUUGGACAACAUGGCCCUGCAGGAUGUCUCACACAAAGCCUUUGUGAAGAGCCCCCUGCUGCACACAGUCGACCUCCACAACAACCAGCUGCAGGUGCUGCAGCCGCUGACAGAAGCUGCCCACCUGAAGAAAAUCAACUUAACAGGAAACCCCGUGGUUUGCACUUGCUACAUGCGGCCCUUCAAGGAGUGGACGGAGAAAGCGAGGGUCCAGGCCGAUGUGCCAUGUGCAGGCCCUGGCGCCUUCAGAGGUGAGCAGCUGGAGUCGCUGAGGUCCAUUGAUAUGAAGUGUGGUGGCCCUGCUCCGGACGAGAAGCGGCUCCCCAGCCCAGCCACCCCCAGGAGGGAGCCAGAGGGAGAUGCUAAGACGAGGUGUCCAAAAGUCUGCGCCUGCUCCCCUGAUUUCCAACACAGCAACUGCGAGAACAGAGGCCUCCGGAAGAUCCCCAAGGGGUUCCCAGGCAACACCCAGCUCCUGGACCUGCGCCAAAAUGAGUUCCACUCCAUACCCAAGGGAUCCUUCCCCGGCUUGAAGAAGCUGGUCUCGCUCCAUCUGCAAAGCUGCAAGAUCAUGGAGCUGCAGCCGGGGGCCUUCCAGGGCUUAAAGAAGCUGGUCUACCUCUACCUGUCUAACAACAACAUUGCUGCCAUAGAUGCUGCUGCCUUUGAUGGGGCCCCCCAGCUCAGCUACCUGUACCUGGACCGCAAUGGGUUCACUCGGAUGCCCACGGGGGCCUUCAGCCUCCUGCCCAACCUCUUCUCCCUCCACUUGCAGCAUAACUCCAUCAGCCAGCUGUCAGACAAUGACCUGGCUGGGGCAGGGCAGCUACGCUGGGUCUACCUAAGCGGGAACCGCAUCACUCGUGUGUCCCCCAGGGCCCUGAGCCCCGCCAAGAUGCUAGAGAAGCUGCACCUGGAUGAGAACCUAUUGCAGGAAGUGCCCACCGGGUCCCUCCGGGGUUUGCCUGUCCUUAGUGAGCUGAAGCUGUCCAAGAAUCCCAUCAAGUCUAUUGGGGAUGGAGCCUUCCUCCCUGUAGCCAGGUCCCUGCUGCACCUGUAUCUGGAUAAUAUGGGGCUAGAACAGCUUUCCUCAAGAGCCUUUGCUGGUCUGGGUCCCAGGAUGAAGAGUCUGUACCUGGACAACAACAACAUGUAUAACGUGCCUGACUUGCGCAGCUUCACAGGGCUGGAGGUCAUCAACCUGAGAGACAUCCCCUUCCACUGCGACUGCCAGCUCCUCCCACUGCGCAGAUGGAUUGACAAACUGAACCUGCGCGUGGGAGCCACCUGUGGGUCCCCAGCAGAAGUCCGCGGGCAGAAGGUGAAGCUUUCUGCUGUCUUCAAAAGCUGCCCAGGCUGGGGUAUGGAGAAAGGCAGAAGGGCCCAUCCAGACAAAGUUAAGGCCAAAAUCAAAGCAGAAAGAAGCCCCAGCAAGGAAAAGAGGUCAGGAAAAGCACAAGCCAGAGGCACCAAGAAGAGCAAAGCGUAA
Emys orbicularis (European pond turtle) is the source of this 2238-nucleotide messenger RNA. It is a transcript of the gene CHADL, whose product is annotated as chondroadherin like. Gene Ontology annotation, molecular function: protein binding. Gene Ontology annotation, cellular component: extracellular matrix. Lineage: Eukaryota; Metazoa; Chordata; Testudines; Emydidae. The transcript is spliced from 4 exons. The record is from RefSeq and is a predicted model, not a curated record. The coding region runs from base 1 to 2238 and encodes 745 amino acids.